Lobosporangium transversale is the source of this 1519-nucleotide messenger RNA. RefSeq lists its product as hypothetical. The record is from RefSeq and is a predicted model, not a curated record. The coding region runs from base 238 to 1377 and encodes 379 amino acids. The transcript has 4 exons. Gene Ontology annotation, molecular function: nucleic acid binding. NCBI's taxonomy places the organism in Eukaryota, Fungi, Mortierellomycota, Mortierellomycetes, Mortierellales, Mortierellaceae.
UAACCAUGACACAAUCCGAAGAACUGAUACAAGCGAUAGAGGCAGAAGGGAAUAUCAAAGUGCAUGCGGAUGAAAUUGAAAACUUAUCCGAAUCUAUUUCGGAAACUACCUACGAGGCUCAAGUCCAAGCUGAAGUGGUAGGGGUGGCUUCCAGCAAGCUGGAAACCGUACAGGAUGGAGCAUUGUUGGAAUCAUGUACACAAGCAGUCGAAGUGAAAGUCACAUCAACUUUCAGCGAUGGAGUCCAUAAAGAAUACCAAAGAUGCAGAAAGCUUAGGCCAAUUGGAGUCAUUGCUCGGCGCCUUGAAGGGGCUUCACACAGGCAGAAAUGGACAUUCAAAAGACAUAGGCGGCUUGGAACCGGAUGACUCCGAUUAUGAGCAACAGGUAUCCGGCGGAUUUGAUACUGAACAGGAUGAUGACUGCGACUUCGAUGAAGAUGAGCUUGAUUAUGAUUUUGAGCAAGAUUAUGAGGACAAUAUCCGUACUACCAAGAAGCUAGACUUCAGGAAAGGGGGCGUCUCUAUUAUGAGUGAUAAGCGUCAGAGGCGCAAAGUAGAUGACCUACUUCGUGAUGAACUAGAAAAUAUUCUGCCACUUUGGCGAUCUGGAGCCAUCCAGGACGGUGAUGGCGCUAGCAGGCGAUUCGCGUCGAGAGCAAAAGGAUAUGACAUUUAUGACUCAGAUGAUGACUUUUUAUUGGCAAGCUCCGUGGCUGGUGGCAAGCAAAAAAAGAAGAAGAAUAGUAACAAAAAGAAGGAGCCUCAUGGUGGCAGCUUUGAAACUCUUAUGGAUCUUAAUCGGCAAAUUGAGCACUUUGUCAAAGACCGUAGUAGUGACAAUCUGCAUCUGCCUCCCAUGCCCAAACCUCUUCGUCGUAAGAUCCAUCUGCUGUGUAAUCAUUACAAUCUGAAGUCUGAAAGCGUUGGCUCUGGCAAGCGCCGUUACCCGAUCCUGAUCAAGACUGAUCGCACCAAAAUGCCUAUCAACCCUGUCAAUGUUAACAAGCUUUUGAACCAAUCUGAGAAUGAGUUGAAGGCACUUUCUAUUCAAUUCCAAGGCAGUAAUAGUCGCAAAAGUGGCUAUGAGCAUGGUAAUGGGAACAAUGGGAACAGUGGAGGAGGCAGAGGAGGUCAAGGUGGCUACAAGGACAACCGAAAUAACAAAAAAGGACGUAAUAGCGGAUCUAGCAUGGCAGUCCCCGGAUCAAUCGUUGGUGCUUCAGCAUCUGCUAUUUCUGUUGAUAAUGUGGGCCAUCGCAUGCUGUCAAAGCUGGGGUGGACCCCUGGAGUCGGUUUGGGUGCGACAGGUGAGGGCAUCACACAACCCAUCGAAGCGAUCAUCCGUGCCAAGAACCGAGGCCUCGGACAUGAAUAGCAUAUUUGGUAUUCAUAUACUGAAGCUGCAAAGUUUUCUGUAUACCUUUUUGCUUUCAAUAUAUCAAUGAAUAACAAACCCUUAAGUAAUCAAAAAGACUUCAAUAAAAAAAUUUUCUUAGGACCUGAUCAACCUCAUCUCA